AUGAGAUCUCUCGGCUUGCGGCUAGCUUCUGGGGUGUCGCGUGCGGCGCGUCUCAGGUCAACAUGUGCUCCUGGUCGUCGAAUCCUUGCGCGAUGUAUUCAUGAACGAAAACCGCUGCCUUAUGCCAUUGAGGAAGGCAUGGGCAACUUCUUGCCACCCGAGACUUUGAAGAUGGUGGCAGUGGACUACCAGCAGGGCUUGCUGGAUAGGCUUAACGACCAGGUUAGAGGCACCGUUCUGGAGGGAAAGAGCGUCGUACAGACUGUUGUUGAGGCUGCAAGGGAUCCGAAGGCAGUCCUAGAGUUUAACUAUGCUUGCGAAGCUCUCAAUAACUCGUUCUUCCUUGAGUGCCUCAAACCACCACCAUCAGAUGCCCCCUCGCACGAUAAAGAGCUGAAUAAAUCGAGCCUUCAGGCUCGCAUUCGAGUGGAUUUCGGCAGUGUGGACCAGCUUAAAUCCAACUUCAGCGCAGCUGUGUUAGGGAUGUUCUCUUCCGGAUGGGUAUGGCUUGUCUGCGACAAGCGCGGAAACCUCGCCGUCUACCCGACCUUCGGCGUUGGUACGCUUCUUGUCCGCUCGCGGUCGGCUCUUUACGGAUAUUCGUCCGUCGUGGGCGAGCUCAUCGCCCCGUCACUGAGCCAAAUGCGGGCGAAUACACCCACUGCAUCCCCUGAUUCGUCAGGCGCCUCUGCACCAUCUUCCCCAGCGUCCGGCUUGUCUUCUUCUCCGCCACCGCUUCACCCUCCAGGCCAGUCACGGGCAUUCUCGACGGUACCUGGGCAAGUGGGCCAAGAAUACACCCCAAGACCUGCGGGCCUUUUUAGCAACCUCUCGCAUGCUGAGGACACGAUCAUGCCUAAGAGGUCCCAAAUUGGCGAGUUUAUCUACCCCCUCUUUUGCGUGUCCGUACACGAGCACGCAUGGGUCAGCGCCGGGUAUGGUGUCUGGGGCAAGGAAGAAUACAUGAAGCGAUUCUGGUCAGUGUUGGAUUGGGGUCGAGUGGGUCAGGCGUAUGAGAAAUUUAUUUCGAGUGCCCCGCCGCGGUAA
Messenger RNA from Fibroporia radiculosa, 1047 nucleotides. RefSeq lists its product as uncharacterized. NCBI's taxonomy places the organism in Eukaryota, Fungi, Basidiomycota, Agaricomycetes, Polyporales, Fibroporiaceae. The coding region runs from base 1 to 1047 and encodes 348 amino acids. Gene Ontology annotation, molecular function: metal ion binding; superoxide dismutase activity. Gene Ontology annotation, biological process: superoxide metabolic process. The transcript has 3 exons. The record is from RefSeq and is a predicted model, not a curated record.